AUGAACAUCCCACUUAUGGUUGCUUGGAUGUGCGUUUUCGGUGCUCUGGUACACGGACUGAUCACAACUCGCCACACAAACAUGAAGUGCGAAGUUCAGGAUGAAUCCUUUGUUGAAGUAAAAGAGUGUCGAUUGAAAGUCCUGGGUCGAGGCAUUAUCGGAGCUAACGUUUAUUUGAAAUUAAAAGUGCUGCCCGUGAAGACGGUGCAAGUUAAUUUCAGUGUGUGGAAAAAAUUAUCCGGCUACCAUCCAUAUCUAUUUAAUACCACCGUGAAUUUCUGUCACAUUUUAAAGCACCCGAAUCCGUCAAAUAUAUUCUUCUACUUUUAUAGGGAAAUAAGGCCCUACUCCAAUGCUAAUCACUCGUGUCCGAUCAACUUCUUUACCCAACAGCACGACAUUAUACUGAAAAAUUUCGUUUUGAAUGAGAAGAUGUUCUCCCUUUUUCCGGUUCCCACGGGUAACUACAUGUUUGCUAUAAAAAUUAUGGCCAACGAUGCUUGGAGAGCAACUAUUUUUUCGUAUAUGGAUGUUACCGGUGACAAAUCGUAG
This is a messenger RNA of Drosophila santomea, 552 nucleotides long. RefSeq lists its product as uncharacterized. NCBI's taxonomy places the organism in Eukaryota, Metazoa, Arthropoda, Insecta, Diptera, Drosophilidae. The transcript is spliced from 2 exons. The record is from RefSeq and is a predicted model, not a curated record. The coding region runs from base 1 to 552 and encodes 183 amino acids.